Sus scrofa (pig) is the source of this 3153-nucleotide messenger RNA. It is a transcript of the gene PDK2, whose product is annotated as pyruvate dehydrogenase kinase 2. Gene Ontology annotation, molecular function: pyruvate dehydrogenase (acetyl-transferring) kinase activity. The record is from RefSeq and is a predicted model, not a curated record. NCBI's taxonomy places the organism in Eukaryota, Metazoa, Chordata, Mammalia, Artiodactyla, Suidae. Gene Ontology annotation, cellular component: mitochondrion. Gene Ontology annotation, biological process: protein phosphorylation; regulation of glucose metabolic process.
GGGCACCCCGGCUGGAGAGACUAGGCAGUGGGAAGUGGGGGCGCUGAGGAGGGAUCGGAGGUAUCUUCUCGGGCUUUGUGAGGGGUCUUGGUGAGGAAGGGGCAGUGAGGCGGUGAUGUUAGGGCUGGAAGGCACGAAAGGGUUCCUGGGGUUGUUCUGGCGAUUCUAAGAGUGAGGGUCAGAGAAGAAAUGGGCCGGGAUGCUGGUGGCUGUAAGGAGGCAGGGCUGGGAGGCACAGCCAUCUGGAAGGAGACCUGUGCAGGGCAGACGUGGAGGGGUCAGUUGGGGGCAGGGGCUCUCUCAGAUGAGUCAACAGGAGGGACACCCUGACCAGUACACCUCCGCCCACUGAAGGAGCUGCCCUCCAGCUGUCCCAGUGGGCAAGGACACUUGAAGAUCAAAUCUGCUGUGGCCUGGCCAUCUGUCUCCAGCUGGGCAGGGGUCUGGGGCGCUGUGAGGUGCAGUCGGGUGCCUUGUACCCACCCUUGGCUGCCCCUGGGUUCUUGUGCCAGGGUGGCCUAACACCCCCCACCACCACCACCAUUCUGGGGGUGGCUCUGGAGCCAGAGCAAGGCUGUGCCAACGUGGUGACUGAAACAGGCAUUGUGUGGUCCCUGUCUGUUCCCACCGUGUUUCCAUGGUGCCAGCUGGGGAUUAGAAGGGGGGGUGCCCCUUCUCUCAAGAGUUGAGGAGAGACAGUGCCUGGCUCAGGUUACAGCUGCGUCACUGAUGGCAGGCGGGGGAAGGUGGCAGUCAGGACACGGGGCACCUGUUCCCCAAGACCUGUCUGCCUGAGCUCCUCCCGUGUAGGAAAGCCUCCAGAGCCCCCUCUCAACCCCCUGCAGCUGCCCAGCCCGGCCUGGACCCCAGUUACAGAACUGUCACAGCUGGGAAGGGCUCAGGGUAGAGUCUGGUUCCCUCGGGGUACAGCGGGGGAAGCAGACCUUCAGAAGGAUGGGGUACAGCAGGGGAAGCAGACCUUCAGAAGCAUGGUGACGUGCCUUGGGUGACAGAGUUGGAAGCAGAAGCUGGACUUAGAACCCAGGUCUCCUGACUCUAGGCCAUGGCCCCAUCCAGUCCUCCACCACCUCUUCAUCUUGAAGCCAGACCAAAGUAUUGGGCCCUGGUUCUCAACCUUGUCCACCUCACAGGAUCCAGCAAUGCCUGUGAGAAAACCUCGUUCACCUUCCUCAGGCAGGAGCUGCCAGUGCGCCUGGCCAACAUCAUGAAAGAGAUCAACCUGCUUCCCGACCGGGUGCUGAGCACACCCUCGGUGCAGCUGGUGCAGAGCUGGUAUGUCCAGAGUCUCCUGGACAUCAUGGAGUUCCUGGACAAGGACCCUGAGGACCAUCGGACCCUGAGCCAGUUCACCGACGCCCUGGUCACCAUCCGGAACCGCCACAAUGACGUGGUACCCACCAUGGCGCAGGGCGUGCUGGAGUACAAGGACGCCUACGGCGACGACCCGGUCUCCAACCAGAACAUCCAGUACUUCCUGGACCGCUUCUACCUCAGCCGCAUCUCCAUCCGCAUGCUCAUCAACCAGCACACCCUGAUCUUUGAUGGCAGCACGAACCCAGCCCACCCUAAACACAUUGGCAGCAUUGACCCCAACUGCAACGUCUCUGAGGUGGUGAAAGAUGCCUACGACAUGGCCAAGCUUCUGUGUGACAAGUAUUACAUGGCCUCACCUGACCUGGAGAUCCAGGAGAUCAAUGCAUCCAACGCCAAACAGCCAAUUCACAUGGUCUAUGUCCCCUCCCACCUCUACCACAUGCUGUUUGAACUCUUCAAGAACGCCAUGCGAGCAACUGUGGAAAGCCAUGAAUCCAGCCUCACUCUCCCAUCUAUCAAGGUCAUGGUGGCCUUGGGCGAGGAAGAUCUUUCCAUCAAAAUGAGUGAUCGAGGUGGAGGUGUCCCCUUGAGGAAGAUCGAGCGACUCUUUAGCUACAUGUACUCCACAGCCCCCACGCCCCAGCUUGGCACUGGGGGCACCCCACUGGCUGGCUUUGGGUAUGGACUCCCCAUUUCGCGCCUCUAUGCCAAGUACUUCCAGGGGGACCUGCAGCUCUUCUCCAUGGAGGGCUUUGGGACUGAUGCUGUCAUCUAUCUCAAGGCCUUGUCCACGGACUCAGUGGAGCGCCUGCCCGUCUACAACAAGUCAGCCUGGCGCCACUACCAGACCAUCCAGGAGGCCGGCGACUGGUGUGUGCCCAGCACGGAGCCCAAGAACACGUCCACGUACCGUGUCAGCUAAGGGGCCACCCCGCUCAUCCGCACCCAAGAAGAGGGACUGCUGUCUCUGGGUCCGGCCACCACGGUGACCCUCCCCAUCUCCCCGCCAGAUGAGGGGGAGGCUCCCCUGAUGACCAGCUUCUGUCUCUAUGGAAAUCACUGCAGUGACCAGUCUGUGGUGGCCCCAAAGUGCCAAUCUCUGUCUCCAUGGAGACCCUUAGGUAGUCUCCCUGGGUCCAAGCUCUGUGGGCAAUGCCUGAGGAUCGGGGGAUGUCUCCACCCUGAUGGAAUAUCCCAGAAAUAAGUUUCCAUGGCAGUCCUCCUCUCUGAGCCCAGAGCUGCCACUUUCUCUGCCAAGGGUCCUAGGACCCCCUCACUGCCACUCACAGCCCUGGCUUUCCAAGUAGACACCCCCUGCUCGCCUUAUUCCUCCGGCCUGUGCCAGUACCCUGGGCCUGGUCUGGUGUCCGUGUUAGGAGGGGGCCAGGUGUCCGCCAGAUGUGGGGUAGUGGGAGGGGACCCCCCUGGUCAGGGACCUAGUCCUGCAGUCUGGCCUUCCACUCUUGAGUUUAAGGUCAAAGUUAAAAGGGAGGGGCUUCUCACCUGGGGCUUACUCCCAAAGCCCAGGAACCCCGGGAGGCCCCAGCUCUUCCCUGCAUGUCCUCACAUGCACACACCUGCCUGCCACACACGGUCCCCACCUGACCUCCAGACCCCGACUCCCACUGUGCCCAGACACGCGUGUGCUUGGGCCACCUUUCUCCCUAGAAUGUUCUGUGUACAUAGCUAGUUUUUUAGCCCUGAAUGCCCACCCCCCCACCCAACCCUUCCCCUGAGCACACAGGGGGUUAAAGUCGUGUGCUCCUCCCAGUGGCUGUGACAGUGGUGACAUCCACAGUAAAGAGGACAUCAAAUGAG